AAUCGAUGUCCUAGUUCUCGGCCAUGCAGCUACCACCAGGACCAUCGUACUUGCUGCGUCCGGUAAUCCACUUUCUCUUGGUGCUAAUUCUCAUUUAUGUCGUGUCCGGAUUCUUCUAUUCACGAUUUACUGUUGAUCGCUUUUCGUGGAUAACAUACCCUGUUGCUGCGCUGCUGUGGUUCCUCACUGGGGAGCUGAUGUCGUAUCUACGGAGGUGGACGCACAUGCAUCAAGAUGCUGCCCUCAAAGGCGCGGAUUUUGUCCCGGAUGUUCAGCAGAGUAGUUUCUCUAUCAUGCGCGCGCUCAUGAGGCAUACAAAAACGCUCAUGUAUCCUGGUGAAAUGUUUCUCGAAUGGCAUCGACAGUAUGGAAACACAUAUUGCAUCAACAUAUUUUCAGAAAGCCGGAUAAUUACUAUCGAGCCCGAACAUGUGAAGGCGGUUUUGGCCACGCAAUUCAAAGACUUUGAGAAGGGACCCAGGCUAUUUUCUCAGUGGGCGGACCUUCUUGGCACCGGUGUAUUCAAUUCGGAUGGUGACAUGUGGAAAUAUCACCGCAACAUGACCCGUCCAUUCUUCAGUAAAGACAGGAUCAGUGACUUCGAUAAUUUUGAGAGACACGCUGUCGAAACGAUUAGACUGAUAAAAGAUAGACUUGAAGAAGGAUAUCCAGUAGAUUUUCAGGAUGUCGUUUCACGCUUUACGUUGGAUUCGGCCACCGAGUUCCUUUUCGGCGAGGAUAUUUGUUCGCUAUCCGCUCGGCUUCCGUACCCAUCGGGGUGGUCGCAGUCGCAGGCGGGGGACACAGCCUUUGCUGCGGAUCACCCGUCGAAUAUCUUCGUUCGGGCGUUCGUGAAAGGACAGGAAUUGAUCGCUCGAAGAUCUAGGACGGGGACCAUGUGGCCACUGUUGGAAUUCUGGCACAACAAGGUUACGCCGCACAGACAUGUCAUAGAGGGGAUCGUUCAGCCUCUGCUUGACGAUGCGUUCGCGAGGAAGAAGCAGAAGGCAGACGCCGGCGAAGCUCUUGAUGAUAAGGAGAAAGAAGUCACCUCCCUUUUAGACGAUCUGGUCGAGGAUACCGAAGACACGCGCGCAAUCAUAGACGAGCUCGUGAACAUUCUCGUUGCCUCGAGAGAUACGACUGCAUCUCUGCUUACCUUUGCUGUGUACGCGCUUACGGAGAACCCACACAUCGUGAAGUGUUUACGGGAAGAGAUCGCCCAAGCUUUGGGUGAUAAACAGCCAACGUAUGCGGACAUUCGCGAUAUGAAAUAUUUGAGGGCAUUUUUGAACGAGACGUUGAGACUUUAUCCUCCCGUUCCUUUUGAUUCUCGAACUGCCAAUGUGGACACAACGCUGCCCAACACAAUAGGUCGACCAUACUAUGUAGCAAGCGGUACCAAAGUGCUAUGGGGAGUCUUCUGGAUGCACCGUAGGGUUGACCUGUGGGGUCCCGAUGCUCUUGAUUUUGACCCAGACCGGUUCCUUGAUUCCCGCCUACACAAGUAUCUAACGCCUAACCCGUUCAUCUUCUUGCCCUUCAACACUGGACCUCGGAUAUGUCUGGGCCAGCAGUUCGCGUACAAUGAAGCGUCGUACUUUGUCAUUCGGUUGCUCCAGACGUUCUCGUCCUUCAGUAUUGCGCAGGACGCACAAGCACCGGAGGCAAAGCCGCCGGUAAGCUGGGCAGGGGAUCAGGUCAAGGGAAGGGAUAAAAUAAUGUUUGGGACACAUCUUACUAUGUUUGCCAAGGAAGGAAUGUGGGUGAGGAUGGAAUAAGUGUUAUAGUUCAAUUUCUCCAGGUGUACUACUAGCGCGCAGCUAAUAACGUCGCUGCAUCUGCAUGAAGGAUGGGGGUGAAAAUGGUGCUCAUCAAUUCUGUUUCUAUCGGUACAAAGGUUGUUACAGCCCGUUAUGCGCCGGGGAACUCGGUACAUUAAACAUUCCCUUACUUCGGUACUAGUAUAGGUGAUUCGGCAUGUGCAACUGAGCCGGGAUAUGCAAGUCAAGUUCCUCGACACAUUCCCUUCGGUCGUAGGCCUCGGAAAAUGGGUGACUGUAUGAGGUUGCAGAACCCUAUGACUGCAUAUAGCGGGAUUAUAAAGGCUGGGGAAGACUAGUACAUGAAUCAACAUCAUAAUAUAAUGCUCUGGGUAG
This is a messenger RNA of Guyanagaster necrorhizus, 2159 nucleotides long. Its product is annotated as cytochrome P450. The transcript has 17 exons. Bases 225 to 1781 code for a protein of 518 amino acids. Gene Ontology annotation, molecular function: monooxygenase activity; oxidoreductase activity, acting on paired donors, with incorporation or reduction of molecular oxygen; iron ion binding. Lineage: Eukaryota; Fungi; Basidiomycota; Agaricomycetes; Agaricales; Physalacriaceae. The record is from RefSeq and is a predicted model, not a curated record.